AUGUCUGCCAAUCAAGGAAGAAAGGCUUCUGACGUUUGGUCAUUCUUCAGCAUUUCUGAAAAUCAAGCAAUCUGCAAGCUGUGCGUUCAAAAUGGCAUUGCAAAAGGCAUCUACAAAUUUGACUCGAAAACUGGAACCUCUGGGCUUCGUCGACAUCUCCAAUCAAAGCAUCUCACAGAAUAUUCUGAAUUGAUGAAUUGUUCAAAGAAUCAAAAUGAAUCUAAAGAUCGACUCUCUUUGGAACAAUUCCUUUUGAGUUCGGGUAUAAAGAUGGACGAAGAUGAGGCAGAAGAUAGAAAAGUUCAAGAGAUAGAGCAAUCAACCAUUGAAUCGACAACUUCGAAUGAGUCUUCAAUUCGAAAACCUUUUAUGCAAAUUCUCAGCGAAAAACCUUUAAAAUUGGGGAAUACGAUCUCCAACAUGUCAAACGGCAGCAAAAGUCUCAAACGAAAGUAUGAAAAAAUCUCGGCGACAAGCUCGAUUAUGGACAAGUAUCGAGAUUUAGAUCAAAAUGGAUUGGUUCAGGUAAAAUAUAUUUGGAUCGACGGAACAGGAGAGUUUCUCCGGUGCAAAUCGAAGACUUUCGACUUUGAGCCGACAAGCCCGGAUCAGUUACCGAUUUGGAAUUUCGACGGAACGUCGACUGGUCAAGCGACCGGUGAUGAAAGUGACGUUUUCAUUCGACCCAUCGCUUUGUUCAGGGACCCUUUCCGACCAGGACCCAACAAGCUUGUGCUCUGUGAGACACUCGAUCGACAGUAUGAGCCAACACCAACAAACAAUCGCCGGAAAUGUCUCGAGUACAUGGAAAAGGCGAAGGAUCAAGUUCCGUGGUUCGGUCUCGAGCAAGAGUACACUCUACUCGAUUUGGACAGACACCCAUAUGGAUGGCCAAAAUUGGGAUAUCCUGCUCCACAAGGACCCUACUACUGUGGUGUUGGAGCGGAUAAAGUGUAUGGACGAGAAGUGGUUGAGGCACACUACAGAGCUUGCAUGUACGCUGGAAUCCGAAUCUCUGGAACAAAUGCUGAGACAAUGCCAGCCCAGUGGGAAUUCCAAGUUGGACCCUGUGAAGGAAUUGAGGCCGGCGAUCAACUAAUUGUUGCAAGAUUCAUCCUUCAUCGAGUUUGUGAGGACUUCGGUGUGGUGGCGACAUUGGAUCCAAAGCCGAUUCUCGGAGAUUGGAAUGGAGCUGGAUGUCACUGCAACUUCAGCACCAAAGAGAUGAGAGAGCCUGGGGGUUAUAAUGCAAUCGAGAAAGCGAUUCUGAAGCUCUCGGAGGUCCACCAUCAACACAUUGCUUACUACGAUCCACACGGAGGACGGGAUAAUGAAAGAAGACUAACAGGAGCACAUGAAACCGAAACGAUCGACGCUUUCUCGUAUGGAGUGGCAAAUCGGGGAUGCUCGGUUCGGAUACCCAAGCAGACAUUCGAUGAUCAAUGUGGUUACUUUGAGGAUCGUCGUCCUUCAUCCAAUUGUGAUCCUUACAAUGUAACAGCGGCUCUCGUCAAAACCUGCUGCCUCAAAGGAGAAGAUCGAAAGCUUUCAUUGACUUAUGUGCCAAAUUUC
Mesorhabditis belari is the source of this 1572-nucleotide messenger RNA. The record is from the annotation of a GenBank genome assembly. Lineage: Eukaryota; Metazoa; Nematoda; Chromadorea; Rhabditida; Rhabditidae.